AUGGAAACCUCGGGGCGACACGGCGCCUCCGGCUGCUACACCCCUCCCGCGGCAGACAGGCUCUGGAGGCAGCGCUCCUCUCCGGCACCUGUUGUGUCCGCCUUCUUGCCGCGCGGCGGCCACGGUGGCCAGGCGCGAAGAAAGAUCAGGAGCGCGCGUCUGGGCGGGAUUGGGAAGGUUGGGCACCGCAACGGCGAGGAGGCGGAGUUGGGCCCUGCUGCCUUGCCAGGCGGCGGCAUGGGGUUCGCGCGAGCGCUGUGGAUGCGGAUCGUCACGAAGGUGAUGAGCCGGAGGGGUUCCUCCGUGAAGGAGCGGUACGCGCAGGAGGAUUACGAGCAAAACUUCGACGAGGGCGACGCGGCUGGGGAGCCCGAGAACCUCCCGCGGUCCUUCUCCGCGCGGUACGCCCGUCGGCGUCCUGCUGGGAUGGCGUUCUCGGAUAUAGCUCACCGCCGGCAUUUGCAUCCUGAUUGUGGGUAA
Molecule: messenger RNA, 480 nt
Organism: Triticum turgidum subsp. durum (durum wheat)
Lineage: Eukaryota; Viridiplantae; Streptophyta; Magnoliopsida; Poales; Poaceae
Source: the annotation of a GenBank genome assembly